AUGGCGGCCGACAUGGAUCAGAUUGCACAGCUGCUUAAUGCCACUCUCGAUCCCGCCCAGCACAGAAAAGCCGAGUCGGCCUUGAAGCAGGAGGCUUCCAAGCCCCAAUACUCGCUGUCCCUUCUCACCAUUGUCAGCAACGAAUCUGUCCCUGCCAAUACGAGACUUGCCGCUGCCCUCGCCUUCAAGAAUUUUAUCCGCACAAGCUAUGUCGACGAGGAAGGAAACUACAAAAUCUCGGCAUCUGAGGUCCAGACCAUAAAAGAGCGUCUGGUAGGCCUCAUGAUUGCUUGCCCCCCCAAUGUGCAGGCACAGCUUGGCGAAGCAAUUAGCGUCAUCGCAGACUCCGACUUUUGGAGGCGGUGGGACACCCUCACACAGGAUCUCGUCAGCCGAUUCUCUGCUACCGACCCGAAGAUCAAUGUCGGCGUUCUCGAGGUCGCACACUCCAUUUUCAACAGAUGGCGCCCGCUAGGAAAGACCGACGAGCUCUAUAUUGAGAUCAAUCAUGUGCUGGGGACAUUCGGCCAACCCCUUUUCCAGCUCCUUGUAACUACAGACAGCAAGAUCCAAGAGCAUGCCAACGACAAGCAGGCCCUUCGUGGCUGGUUCGAGACCCUCGAUCUCCAGAUCAAAAUCAUGCACGACCUGUCGAGCCAUGAUCUUCCCCCCAUCUUUGAAGACAACCUCUCCAGCAUAGCCGAACUAUUGCACAAGUACCUCACAUACACCAACCCGCUACUAGAUACCGACGACGAAUCUGAAGUUAGCAUUGCCGAUGUGGUUAAGGCCAACAUCUGCGAGAUUCUUGUUCUCUACACCUUUAAAUACGACGACGAAUUCUCCCAAUACUGCCAACCAUUCAUCACCAGCGCCUGGAACUUGCUCUCGGCUACUGGCACCGAGACAAAAUACGACAUUAUUGUCAGCAAAGCCCUGCACUUCCUCACCGCCGUCACUGCCACUACCCAAUAUUCCGGCCUAUUCAACAGCGAGGAUGUUAUCACGCAAAUCGUUGAAAAGGUCAUCCUACCAAAUGUCACUCUUCGUGAAUCCGACGUCGAGCUGUUCGAAGACGAGCCGAUCGAGUACAUUCGUCGCGACCUAGAAGGCUCCGACAACGACUCACGUAGACGCUCCGCCACCGACUUCCUUCGCAAGCUACAGGAGAAGUUUGAGAGUCUUGUGACUACGGCAGUCUCAAAAUACAUUAGCCACUACCUUAACCUUGGAAAGACGGACUGGAAGGCCAAGGAUACCGCCAUCUACCUGUUCUUGUCCAUUGCUGCCAAGGGAGCUGUCACCGCCGCGCAGGGCGUCAAGACAGUAAACCCCCUGGUUAAUAUUGUCCAGUUCUUUGAGCAGCACGUUGCCGCGGAUCUUGUCGCCGCCGACGACUCGGAGCCGAUCCCCAAGGUUGACGCAAUCAAGUUUCUCUACACAUUCCGAAGCCAGCUCAACAAAGAACAGUGGAAAGAAGCCAUUCGUCCUCUGGUACAGAAUCUCAACUCUUCCAACUAUGUCGUUUACACGUACGCCGCUAUUGCUGUUGAGCGGGUGCUCUUCUUAACUGAUGACAACGGCAACCACACAUUCAACCGCGAGGAUAUUGAACCCCUUUCCAAGGACUUGCUAGAUCACCUCUUCAAACUCAUCGAGAAGGACCCCAGCCCCGCCAAGCUUCAGGAGAACGAAUUUCUGAUGCGCUGCGUCAUGCGUAUUCUCAUCGUCAUCAAGGAUGGUGCCGCCGCAGUUCUUGACAGUGCCCUUACUCACCUCAUCGCCAUUACAAACAUUAUGAAGCAGAACCCUAGUAACCCUCGUUUCUACUACUAUCACUUUGAGGCGAUGGGGGCCUUGGUUCGCUACUGCGCCGCCACCAGUGCUCCUGCUCUCAACGCCAAGCUUUGGGGUCCAUUCCAGGAGAUUCUCUCCGAAGACGUGACUGAAUUUAUGCCUUACGUUUUCCAGAUUCUCGCCCAACUCCUCGAAUCGAGCCCGGCUGCGACUAUCUCGGACAAUUACAAAGGUCUUUUGCAGCCACUACUUGCGGCUCCCCUCUGGGAGACCAGAGGCAACAUCCCCGCCUGUACCAGGCUUUUGUCUGCUGUUAUUCCCAAAGCUUCUGCCGAUAUCGUGGCCAACAAGCAGAUGGAGCCACUUCUGGGUAUCUUUCAGAACCUGCUUAGCAGCAAGAAGUUUGAGCUCAAUGCUUUUGACAUUCUAGAUGCCAUUGUCAAAGCAUUCGAACCGGCCGUCCUCGACCAGUACUUUGGUACGAUUCUGCAACUCAUCUAUACAAAACUACAGGGAAACCCAGGCCAAGCGCUAAAGCUUCGCUUCGUUCGCUUCUUCCACCUUGUCAGCUCACGUCUCGAGGCCGGCUACGGCACCGACUUCUUCAUCAAACACUCGGACAAGCUGGACGAGAAGGCCUUCGCUCAGGUCUACCCACCAUUUGUGCUUGCCGAGACAGAGAAACUCGCCCGGCCAAUUGACCGUAAGCUGGCUGUCAUCUCGCUGACCAAGACGCUCUGCGAUUCGACUGUAUUCGCGCAAAAGUUUAUCAAGGGGUGGGGCAACACCUGCCGCAUUCUGCUGUCGCUGCUCGCCAACCCCGCUGCCGUGGCUGCCGGCGGCGGUGAUGAGAUUCUCGUCGAGUCCUCCGUUGAUGACAUUGGUUUCGGCACCUCAUACACGCCACUUAACACCUGCAAGCCCCAAGCGCGAGACGACUCUCCCGAGAUUCAAAAUGUGCCCGGAUGGGUUAAGGAAUACAUGGCCAACGCAAAUCAGCGUCACAACGGCGCCCUGCAACGUUUUAUCAUGGAGCGCGUUUCUCCGGAGCAGCAGCCGGCGAUUGCGCAGUACCUUGCCUAG
Cordyceps fumosorosea ARSEF 2679 is the source of this 2880-nucleotide messenger RNA. RefSeq names its product chromosome segregation protein Cse1. The record is from RefSeq and is a predicted model, not a curated record. Lineage: Eukaryota; Fungi; Ascomycota; Sordariomycetes; Hypocreales; Cordycipitaceae. Gene Ontology annotation, molecular function: nuclear export signal receptor activity; small GTPase binding. The transcript is spliced from 6 exons. Gene Ontology annotation, biological process: protein export from nucleus; protein import into nucleus. The coding region runs from base 1 to 2880 and encodes 959 amino acids. Gene Ontology annotation, cellular component: cytosol; nuclear envelope.